This is a messenger RNA of Macrosteles quadrilineatus (aster leafhopper), 4759 nucleotides long. RefSeq names its product serine/threonine-protein kinase BRSK2 (gene sff). Gene Ontology annotation, molecular function: ATP binding; tau-protein kinase activity; protein serine/threonine kinase activity. Lineage: Eukaryota; Metazoa; Arthropoda; Insecta; Hemiptera; Cicadellidae. Bases 114 to 2453 code for a protein of 779 amino acids. The transcript has 16 exons. Gene Ontology annotation, cellular component: cytoplasm. The record is from RefSeq and is a predicted model, not a curated record. Gene Ontology annotation, biological process: microtubule cytoskeleton organization; intracellular signal transduction; protein phosphorylation.
GGAGCGUCGGUAUUGACGUAUCGGCAUAGUCUAGGUGGAAGUGCGAUGUGUGAAACGUGAAUAAAGUGGUGCAUGGUGUUCCAUGGGCUGUGUAUGGGAUCGUGAUCGACACCAUGCAGAAGGACACUCCACCAGGUCCCAGCACCGACCAACAGUUUGUCGGCCCUUACCGUCUGGACAAAACUCUGGGCAAAGGACAAACGGGACUAGUUAAAUUGGGCAUCCACUGUGUCACAGGAAAAAAAGUUGCAAUCAAAAUUAUUAAUCGUGAGAAACUAAGUGAAUCGGUGCUUAUGAAGGUUGAGCGAGAAAUUGCUAUCAUGAAACUUAUAGAUCAUCCACAUGUCCUAGGGUUGUCAGAUGUGUAUGAAAAUAAAAAAUAUUUGUAUUUGGUGCUAGAACACGUGUCUGGAGGGGAGCUCUUUGAUUAUUUAGUUAAAAAAGGAAGGUUAACGCCUAAAGAAGCAAGGAGGUUUUUCAGACAAAUUAUAUCCGCCCUAGAUUUUUGUCAUAGUCAUUCAAUUUGUCAUAGAGACUUGAAGCCUGAAAAUUUGUUAUUAGAUGAGAAAAAUAAUAUUAAAAUAGCUGAUUUUGGAAUGGCGUCCCUUCAGCCUGGGGGAAGCAUGCUUGAAACUAGUUGUGGGUCGCCUCACUAUGCAUGUCCAGAAGUGAUAAGGGGGGAGAAAUAUGAUGGCAGGAGAGCGGAUGUUUGGUCCUGUGGGGUGAUAUUAUAUGCUCUUCUUGUUGGGGCACUGCCCUUUGAUGAUGACAACUUACGCCAGUUGCUAGAGAAAGUGAAACGAGGAGUCUUUCACAUACCACACUUUGUACCCCCAGAUUGUCAAAAUCUGUUGCGUGGAAUGAUCGAAGUGAACCCUGAGAAAAGGCUUACACUGGCAGAGAUCAACCGACACCCGUGGGUGACUGCGGGUGGCAAGGGUGAGCUUGAGCUGGAGUUGCCAAUGAUGGAAGUGGUUCAAACUCACAUCAUCCCCUCCGUUGAUGAAAUGGACACAGAUGUUCUACAGGCCAUCACUAGCCUAGGCUGCUUUAAACAUAGAGACAGGCUAAUUCAAGACUUACUAGCUCCUAACCAUAAUACAGAAAAGGUGAUUUAUUUCUUAUUGCUGGAGAGGAAAAGAAGAAGGCCAGCUGUGGAGGAUGAAACAGAACAAGUCGCAGCCCGUGUCCGGGCCGAGAGCAGUGAUCCUCCACGUAAAAGAGUAGACACUUGCCUUAUCAAUGGAACUAAUGUAAUGCAGUUUGCACAAAUCAGUGAAGGCUCCCCAGUUACUCCUAGAAGACAAAAUCUCCAGGCAAGACAUCACAACAGAAGAGGCAGUAACCAUCUCUGUACAAACGCUCAGACAACACCAACCAACUUUAGCAACAACUCAUUAAGUCUCGCCUCUCCCCUUCCACAGAGAGCAGCGUCUGCUCACACGAACCACCAACAACCACCAUCAUCACCUGUGCCUCGUCAUCAGACAACCAUCUCCUCCCUGACACCUCCUCCUCUGUCCCCUGCCCACUACCAGAGGACCACACCAGACUCCAACGAUCAGUCGGCUCCAUCUCCUAUCACCGCUGGUAGUCAUCUUGUGGCUUGCACACCACCUGGGUCCCCUCAUACUCCUAACCACUGGCGCUCCCGUCUCACUACCAUCAAGAACAGCUUCCUGGGCUCCCCAAGGUUUCACCGGAGAAAACUGCAAGCAUCAUCAGAGGAGGUUGGCCUUACUCCUGAGUCAUCGCCAGAACUUACAAAAAAGUCCUGGUUUGGCAGUUUAAUGACUUCCGAGAAAGAUGAGACAUUUACAGUCCUUGUAAAAGGAAAGCCUCUUGCAUCCGUCAAGGCUGAUCUGAUCCACGCGUUUCUGUCCAUAGCUGAGUUAAGUCACAGCGUGUCUAGUCCCAUGUCUUUCCGUGUGGAGUACAGGCGAGGCACCACGGGCGCUGCAAUGUUUCAGCGACAAGUCCGCUUUCAAGUCGACAUCUCAACAGUUUCUAAACCGAGUUGCCCUAAAGAGUACCUGUAUGCAGUCACUUUUACUCUUAUCUCAGGCAAUAUCAGGAGAUUCAGAAGAGUGUGUGAACAUAUCCAAUCGCAAGUGUGCUCCCGACACCCACCAUCUUCCCCGCGAGCCUCUCGCAAGUUCACCACCGAGCUGUCAGAAUCUUCCAGCUGCGGAAGUGACACUUCGGACCGGCUCUCUCCCUACCUCGGCACAAGACAAGCUGAAUCAGAUAUAGAGUCAGACACAUCAGUAUUUGAUGUCAAAGCAUCCCGAGACAACAACACUGCUGGGGGUAGGCGGCGGAGUAGCAGUGUUGUGAACAACAACAACAACAACAACAGCAGUGGGGGUGUCACAUCGCCAGAAGCUACCCCUCCCCUUCCGAUCCGGUCCACCAGUGAAAGAACUAAUGUUACUACCAACCAGUUGUCUUGAGAUACGAUUAUCCAUUAUUGUUUAUCAAUACAGAAGUGUAAAGCACCCACCAGAUGUUGGUCCAGGCGCCAAGUUCGCUGUCCAGUCUCCCCUCUCCCCCUCCGCUUCUAGACGCUGUGAUCUCAUUUUACAGGAUGUCUAUUGUCAAAAAUUAGCCAGCUUUCACCGCUGUUAAUUUCUGAUGGAUAUUUAGCAUUGCUUUUGAGAUAUACUCGAUAAGAAACUAUAUUAACUUCAAAAUAUCCGUUACAGUUAAUUGUAUAUUCACCAAAGAUUUAUAGAAUAUCUACUACCAUUAGUAAAUAUCAAAUCAUGUAUUGUAUUAGAUAGUAACAAAUCGUUUUUAGAAUACAAUCUGCUAAGCAAGUAGGUUACAAUCUAAUUUUAAGAGGUUGGUUUGGUCUGUAUGUGAUGAGUAUAAUAGUCCUCAUGGGAAAAAUAUUUCUUGUUUGAACAAAAAAUAAUUAAAUAAUUUAAUUUUAUUUGAACAUAGUGAUUGUCCCACACCUACAUGCAUACUAUUGGUUUGAAUUUACUGAGGGUUUUCCCAUUUUUGGAUAUAAAUAAUUUGUUGGGUAAUAUUAAAUUUAAAGACAAAUCAUUUAUGGACGGUUCUGGUUUUUGACAUUGUAUCCACUUGCACAAAAAAGAAACUUCAAACAAAGUUUAGCAUUUUAUAAUAUUCAAACCUUUAAUAUCAACAAACUUGUUCUUAGACUGACAUUAAAUUUUUCAAAAUAAAUUUUGCCUUUGUUCUUGGUGUAACUGUUUCACUGUCAAGAGGACUUAUGUAGAGUUAUUAUGUGUUUGGUGAGAAGAAACCCAUUUAUAAGCAAUACUUCGCAACAAUGUAGUUGGGUGUUUCGCGUUAAUUAUUACAAGAGUUUCAACUACACCAAUGAAAUAUAUCCUCUGUAGUAUAAUAGAGAGAGUGUGGACCAAUCACUGGUUCGAAAGGCCUAAAUUAAAGAGUUAAAGCUUUUAGUUCAGUAUAUUUGGAAUGGUAUAGCACUCAUUAUUAAUUCAGGCAAUACUCUUAAAAUACUUAUUUGUUGUAUUUGAAACCUUAAAACAAUAUGAGGUAUGACCUUUAUAUUGCUCAAACACAGACCUAAUCUUUUAUACAAACUACACUAUGGUAAAGGAGCAAUCAAUCAUCAAUUGGUGUUAUCCUAUUGUACGAAUUAGCUAAAAUGUUGACUAAAGUUCAAUACUUGACAGUAUCUAAGCUGCAAAUGAUAUUGAUUUAGAGUCACCUGUCUCUAGCUAGACUGAUGUAAACUCUAGCCAAUAUGCUUUACCUGAUCAGUCGAUAAACAAAUAGUAAAAAACUUAUCUACGGUUUGGGCACAGACAUCCUUAACAUUCCAAAUUUGUAGAUAUAUUUAUGAUAUUUUAAAUAAACUAAGUUUUACAAGUUUUAAUGUGGGUAGUUUUAAAGUACAGUAAUGGAAUAUAGCCAACUAUUUUGUUAUUGAGUCGCUAACAGAAUCUGAGCUGUAAAUGUGCUUUGUUUUGUCUAAGAGUGUGACAAUUUGUGAGGAUAAUGGUCCCAUCAGGGAAAGUGAUUUUCGCUAAAGCUAUACAUAGUCCAUUUGUAGGCGCCUUUAGAAUAUUUUAUAUACCCUAAUCCACAAUGUGUUUGAGUUUAAUAUUCUUUGUGUUACAAAUGCACCAAUGAAAUGUUGAUAAUUAUUUUUCAAACAAAACUGACAAUAAAUCAGUGCGCAGUGUAAGUACUAUUGCAUGAUUCCUUCUUCGAUAUUAUCUUAUUUGGUAAAUUUUUUCUCCGCUAUUCGAGCCUAAUAACUCUUGUUUGGAACAUAGGCUAUCACUAAGUGGAUUUGAUAGGUUAGCCAGUAGUGAUUUUAUAUGAUAAUUAUUUUUGGAAAUGCCGUCUUAUUUUACACCGAAAUAGGAAAAUGUAAAAUAAUCGUGUCAAUCGUUGCUUUGUUAGUUUUUGUUAUUUUCUAUAAACAUUUUUAAAUGUUAGCUGAUGGUUAUGAAAGUCGUUUGUGAAUGAAUUGUAACCAAAGAGCUUGCUACUGAUGUUAUAUAUUUUGUUACUGCAUUUUGCCUGUUACCUUAUUGUAAAUAUUAUCGCUUGCACUCAUCUGUUAUGUGCUUAGUUGUUAGUUUGUACAUUAUUCCCAAUCCUUGUUAUUUUGUCUAUACAAUGUUGUAAUCAUAACAAGACCAUUGUUAUGGUGUAACUUAUAGUAAAAUUAUUAUUUUCAUUCCUUAUGUUAUAUAUAAAAAUUAAUAAAAAUCAAAACAAAAUGCUAAACAAUGGAGUAAAAAUUUAA